GCUCUUCAAGAAAUUGAAAACAUAAAUGGACCAAACCGGAAGUUCUACGGUUUUACUGAAUCACGCCGAAUAGUAAAAUUUGGAAAGAAUUAUCGUUGAAUCGACAGAUUAAUUAUGGCUAAAGAACCGAAAGAUGUCGGCGUUUAUUUGACAGAACAGCAGAGGAAGAGUUCAGGCGACUUAGCGACAGAAUGGGGGAAAAUAGAAGAAUUAUACAACAAAAAAUUAUGGCAUCAAUUGACACUCCAACUUCUAACAUUUGUGAAAAAUCCGGUAUUUUCAAAGGGUGAUGGUCUCGUCAAAAUGUACGAAAAUUUCAUAUCAGAUUUCGAACACAGAAUCAAUCAGCAAGCUUUAAUGCAACUUGGCGUUUGUAUCGUAAAACAGAUCACUGAUACAAAACAGGCCAUAGAAUUUCUUGAAAAAAUGAAAGAGAAAUUGAAGGGGAACCCUGAAGCUACCAUCUUAUGCGCGACUACAGUUGGAACAAUAAAACUAAGGAGUAAAGAUUUUGAGGGAACUAAGGCAGUGGUUGAAGAAUGUUCAGCAAUGUUAGAUAAUAUAGAUGGUGUUACAUCAGUCCAUAGUGUUUUCUAUGAGCUUUCAAGUAAUUACUAUAAAUUGAUGGGAAACCAUGCAGAAUAUUAUAAGAAUGCUCUGCGUCUUCUAGGCUGUGUUGAAGUUAAGGAUAUACCUUCAGGAGAACAAACAGAAAGAGCCUAUAAUCUGGGUUUGGCAGCCAUUCUGGGAGAAGGAGUUUAUAAUUUUGGGGAAUUGUUAGCUCAUCCUAUUUUAGAAAAUUUAAAGAAAUCCGAAAGAGCAUGGUUGGUGGAUUUGAUGUACGCAUUUAAUUCUGGAAAUAUAGCCAAAUUUGAUGACCUUAAGAAGCAAUGGCAGGGACAACCUGACUUAGCAGCGAAUGAGUUCCCGAUGAGACAGAAGAUUUCUUUAUUAUGCUUGAUGGAGAUGACGUUCCGUAGACCAGCCACCAACCGACAGCUUAGUUUUAAAGAUAUUUCUUCAAGUGCCAGAAUACCAAUUCCUGAAGUCGAAUUAUUAGUCAUGAAAGCUUUGAGCUUAGGGUUAGUUAAAGGCUCUAUCGAUGAAGUGGAUCAGAAAGUUCACAUGACGUGGGUUCAACCUCGAGUUCUGGAUAAGGAUCAGAUUUCAACGAUGCAAUCUCGACUUGACCAGUGGUGCGAAGAUGUGAAACAAAUGGAAAGACUUGUUGAAGUGCGAGCUCACGAUAUUCUAACAUAAGACAUUUAAAAUUAGAAUUACAUGUAUUUCCAUCAUUUCCUCGUGUCAUUGUUUAUAUUAUUGAUAAUGUUAUCAGUUGGUCAUUACUAGAAUCCGUAAAUAUAUCAUAAAAAUCUUAAAAUUUG
Patella vulgata (common limpet) is the source of this 1385-nucleotide messenger RNA. RefSeq names its product 26S proteasome non-ATPase regulatory subunit 13. Gene Ontology annotation, cellular component: cytosol; nucleus; proteasome regulatory particle, lid subcomplex. Gene Ontology annotation, biological process: ubiquitin-dependent protein catabolic process. The coding region runs from base 115 to 1260 and encodes 381 amino acids. The record is from RefSeq and is a predicted model, not a curated record. Lineage: Eukaryota; Metazoa; Mollusca; Gastropoda; Patellidae. Gene Ontology annotation, molecular function: structural molecule activity. The transcript has a single exon.